AUGCAUUGGAUCCACAUUUUGGUACCACAAGAUGAUGAGAUGUUAGCUGUACCUGGAAAACCCUUCCCUAAAUAUGAAGAUAUCAUAAUAAAUGGAGAUGGUUUGGAUGACCCUGAGAUCAAGGCAGUUAUAGAUUUCGAAUCAGCAGAAGGUGAAGCAUUAUUGGAUUAUUUACAAAACAACACGGGUCGUGUCAUAGAUUCACCCAACGUUCUGCUUCUUAUUGAGGAUGCUUUAUUGAUUGAAAAAGAUAACGAUCUCGAUUUGUCUGCCUGGACUGAUUCUGGUUUUGAGCAAUAUCUAGUACCACUCACCUCCAUUAUUUUCGAUAUUUGGGGCUCUUCCCAAUAUAUGAAAAUUCGCACUUCAGCUUUAUUUAAGGAUAUGACCAACAGACUUGAUAAUCUGAUUGCAGGAUCCGACGACCAAAAAAUGUUGUUGUAUUCAGCCCAUGACGCAACUGUUGGUGGAAUGCUUCAUUUCCUUGGAAUUCGAGAUCAGACGGUUGCUAAGUCAUCCUACGCAGCGUCACUUAAUUUGGAGCUUUAUGAAAAUUCAGAGAUAGAGGACGAUAAUGAAGUGAAGCGCAUUUUCCAGUUGCUAUAUUUUACAUCUUACGUCGGCGAGAACCCUGUCGAAAUCAACAUUGCCGAUUGCCAGGCACCAUGUCCUUACAAGCGAUUCAAGAUUAACAUCAAGCGGAAACUUAUACCGGAUUAUGGCAGUGCAUGCUCUUUAUGA
This is a messenger RNA of Hermetia illucens (black soldier fly), 741 nucleotides long. RefSeq names its product lysosomal acid phosphatase-like. Gene Ontology annotation, molecular function: phosphatase activity. Lineage: Eukaryota; Metazoa; Arthropoda; Insecta; Diptera; Stratiomyidae. Gene Ontology annotation, biological process: dephosphorylation. The record is from RefSeq and is a predicted model, not a curated record. The coding region runs from base 1 to 741 and encodes 246 amino acids. The transcript is spliced from 4 exons.